This is a messenger RNA of Echinostoma caproni, 2238 nucleotides long. The record is from the annotation of a GenBank genome assembly. Lineage: Eukaryota; Metazoa; Platyhelminthes; Trematoda; Plagiorchiida; Echinostomatidae.
AUGGAAUGGUCCGGUUGCGGAAUUUUCGGGAAAUUGUGGCGAUAUCUUUUGCCUCGCAGACCGAAUCUGCCCAAUGAAGUGGAUGAUCAAGACUGUUCCCUAUCCUCUUUGGGUGAUAUUGAGAGGAAUAUGAAUACUGUACUUAUUGAGGAGCCUACCCAAGCCCUAUUCGAAAAGAUCGUUCCCGGUCUGAUUCAACAGAAUGAGAAUAUCCAAUCGGAACACACGAGAGAGCUGAAUCAUGCGGCUGAUAUGAUCCGGCCGAAACUGAUCCAUCAACGUCCGCACAGUGCGCACAUUCCAUUCCGUCCGAUUGUACUAUACGAACAAUGUUCCACUGUGGAAGAAAUUCACCGCACUCCUCGCAACCGAUCGGACGAUAACGAACGACCGAUACAACCACCUUCACGUGUACUCACACAAUCGACCCUGUUGAUUGAAGGUGCCAAAGUUCACACGGUCGCAUGUAACCGAUUUACCAAUAUCUCGACCAGUACAAUUGAAAUGCAACCCGGAUUGGAAUUAGAAACCCCGGUGGAUCAGGACAGCGCAAACACGAGCACCACAAAUCAGACAAACAGUGUACAACAACUGACACAGAAAUUGGAACGUUUUAAUGUGCCGAAAAGAGCGGAUGAGAUUUUGCACGCGAUUGAUGAUACAUCAAUCACGCGCAAGAUGCAAUCGAAAGAGAAGGAUGCCCAGUUCACCACACGUAUGCAUCACCCGAAUCACAUGACUCGAAUGCGUCAUGCGUAUCCGUAUUUUAUGCCUGAAUCUGCUUAUGUGAAAUUGAAACAAGAAGAGCGCUGGAAAGAAUUGCGACGAGAACUACGCUUGGAAUUGGAAACACAAAUUGAUUGUGAUGUGUUACGUCGUGUAAAUCGAUUACGACGACCUCAUCAGAUCCCGGUUUUACCCGCUGUAGUUGAAGCUUUCGAUAUGGCUCGGCUAUUGACCGUGCCCCCGUCCAUACCGACAUUGAUCCGUUUGGGAAUACAGUGUAAGAGCAAAAUGAAAACAUCACCCGCAUUUCCCACAGUUCGAGUGUUUCAGAAUUCAUCAAACACAUUAGCUGUUGGAUCCGUUCGUAAUCGUCGCACUAACCAAGGGACUCGCCGUCUGGGAAGACGGAAUCGAAUUUGCACGACAAAUAACAAACAAACAAACCCUACUACCCGACCGAACACAAGUGACAAUCACACAAUCACACGAUCUCAGGGGGAACGACCGAAAACGGCAGAAGAACGUCGAACGACAGCCAUUCAAAUGAUCGAGUUGUAUACAACAGCUUCCAAUCUCAUUUACGACUAUCCGGACCACGAGAUAAGCAUAUUUCAACUCCCGCUAUGGACAUGGCGUGAUCCGUAUGAGACGGGGGAGGAUGAGGAAAAAGUCAAUAAAUCGAGCAUUUACAAAGAUAUCCUGGAGGAUCUGUUAGUUCCAAUCGAGCAUCGUAAAAAGAAACGUAGUGUGCGUCUGUGUGCGGCCACGGGGACAGAAGAGGAGGCGUUCUUUCUCCAACUGAUUUCACUCGAACGAUUGCAACUGCUUACACGACUGGAGGAGAGUGAGGUGAUUGCCACCAACCCCGAAGAGGAUUUGUUUGCGAUCAGGCAAAUGAGAACAAAACACGGUAAAUACGGUUACGGUGGUAAAAAGAACACGUGGAAUAGAAGACGACACAAUUUACCCCCGCUGAACACGACUCUAGCCAGAACAAAAGAUGUGAAAAGUGCAUUUGGUCGGGAUGUGUUGUUCACCACCACCAGGCGAUCCAAAUUUCCAUCCAUUACACCGUACACGUUGGGCGCGAAUCAGUACAAAAUCGGUUCACAAACUCGACUGUCUAUUUUCUCCAUGAACAAUAAUCGAUCAACCAGUAAAAUUUUACCUAUCAGUCCUCCGGAAACAAGAAACCCGACGAAUUCGCCGGAAUUGAAUGCCGAAUUCCCUGCUCUGAUCAACUUGCCCAGUAUAGAUCCUAGUAAACCAUGGAGGGAAUCGAGUGGCACAAAUCUAUUGGAUUUGCCAAAUGGCUACUAUAGUCGAACAUUUUCACGUCGAACUCCGCAUAAGGUGACCCAAGUCAAAUGGAAUUCGGUCGGACUGAAACAACAACAACAACCACAACCACUACGAACUCCCACCCCUGUGGUAGGUUUGCAGUCACCCCCGGAGAAAAAAACAAAGUCACGUCGUAGACUGAAGCGUCGAAGUCAGUCGUCUGUGUAUUGA